CUCGCCUGAGCUCGGCCCGGUGCGGACCGGCGAGGGAUCGCCUUUGUGCGGGCUUCGGGGAUCCGCGACGGCCGCUCGCGUCCGGCUCCAUUGUUUCGCUUCUGUGCCUCUUCCGGGCAAGCGUUGGCUGCGCGCGGGGCCCGCACGUGUCACACGGCGGCUGGAGCCGGGGACCCGCGGGCGCCGGCUGGGGCGUCCCGGCUGCGCCGGGAGAUGAAGUACCUGAAGCCGUGGUGGUCCGACGGCGGAGACCUCCUGCACCUCACUGUCCUGUUGAGCUUGGCGGGGCUCCACCUGGACCUGGACCUGGAUCUCUACCUGCUGCUCCCGCCCUACGGGGAUGAGCUGCCGCUUUGGGGCGACCAGACCAUUCCCGGCGACUCACUCAGCCCCUUACCGGAGAAUGAGGUAUUAAGAGCUACGGGUCACAGUUCCCAGCAGGAGGAAAAUGAGCAAGGUGUGUCAGCCCAGAAGGACAAAUCACUACAGCAGCAGGGUGAAGAUGAAACUAAAACAGCAGAUGUACCUGAGUGGGAGGCAGAAAAGACCACUGACACUAGGAAUGAGAGAUAUCUAAAUGGGACUGACACAUCUCUCUCUCUGGAAGACUUACUUCAGUUGCUUUCAUCACAGCCUGAAAAUUCAGUGGAGGGCAUCUCCCUGGGAGAUAUUCCUCUUCUCCCAGGAAGUAUCAAUGAUGGCAUGAAUUCUUCAGCAUACUACAAUGUGAAUUUUAGCCAGGCUAUAAGUCAUGAUGUCAAUCUCCAUGAGGCCAUGUUGCUAUAUCCAGACAAUACAUUUAGAAGAGACCCAGUAGGAAGGACUUCACAGCCACAGGAACCAUUUCUGCAGUUAAAUUCUCACACCACCAAUCCUGCACAGACCCUUCCUGGAACUAAUUUGACAGGAUUUCUUCCACCUGUUGACCAUCAGAUAAGGAAUCUAACAAGCCACGACCUUCUAUAUGACCUUGAUAUAAAUGUAUUUGAUGAGAUAAAUUCAAUGUCUUUGGCGACGGAAGGUUUUGAUCCCAUGGAGGUUUCUCACCUUUUUGGAGAACCCGAUUCUGAUUCUGGGCUUUCCUUAAAUUCAAGCCAUAAUAGCACCUCUGUCACCAAUCCUAAUUCCUGUGUGUGUGACAGUGCUAUAGGUUCUAGUAGUGACCUUGAAUCUCUUUCCCACCAUGCUUUAGAAGGGGCUGUAGGCGGCUACUACCCAGAGCCCAGUAAGAUUCGUCACAUUGAUCUUAGUAGUGAUUCUACUUUCCACGGGGACCUUGCAUUUCAACAUAUAUUCCAUAACCACACUUACCACUUACAGUCAAGUGUACCAGAAUCCACUUCUGAGUCUUUUUCAUGGCCUGGGAAAUCACAGAAAAUAAAAAGUAGGUACCUGAAUGACACAGACAGAAACUUAAGCCGUGAUGAACGCCGUGCUAAAGCUCUGCACAUCCCUUUUUCUGUAGAUGAAAUUGUCCACAUGCCUGUUGAUUCUUUCAAUAGUAUGCUAAGCAGGUACUACCUGACAGAUUUACAAGUGUCACUCAUCCGUGAUAUUAGACGAAGAGGGAAAAAUAAAGUUGCUGCUCAGAACUGUCGAAAGCGCAAACUGGACAUAAUUUUGAAUCUAGAAGAUGAUGUAUGUAACUUGCAAGCGAAGAAGGAAACCCUCAAGAGCGAGCGAGCCCAGUGUAACAAAGCCAUUAAUAUCAUGAAACAGAAACUGCACGACCUUUAUCAUGAUAUUCUUAGCAGGUUAAGAGAUGAUGAAGGUCGGCCCGUCAAUCCAAACCAAUAUGCUCUUCAAUGCAGCCAUGACGGAAGUGUUUUGAUUGUACCCAAGGAACUGGUGACCUCAGGCUACAAAAAGGAAACUCAAAAGGGAAAGAGAAAAAGUGAGAGAAGAAAUUGAA
This is a messenger RNA of Myotis lucifugus (little brown bat), 1912 nucleotides long. It is a transcript of the gene NFE2L3, whose product is annotated as nuclear factor, erythroid 2 like 3. Gene Ontology annotation, cellular component: nucleus. The record is from RefSeq and is a predicted model, not a curated record. Gene Ontology annotation, biological process: regulation of transcription by RNA polymerase II. Lineage: Eukaryota; Metazoa; Chordata; Mammalia; Chiroptera; Vespertilionidae. Gene Ontology annotation, molecular function: DNA-binding transcription factor activity, RNA polymerase II-specific; RNA polymerase II cis-regulatory region sequence-specific DNA binding.